Oryza sativa Japonica Group (Japanese rice) is the source of this 1431-nucleotide messenger RNA. RefSeq lists its product as uncharacterized. The record is from RefSeq and is a predicted model, not a curated record. NCBI's taxonomy places the organism in Eukaryota, Viridiplantae, Streptophyta, Magnoliopsida, Poales, Poaceae.
AACCCCAUAUAUAAGUUGUCAAUUCUCAAGGGCCCAUUUCCCUUCCAUCUCUGCCUCACUCUUCUCCACACUAACACCCAAGAUGCGGAGCCUCCACUGCGCUCUCCUCCUGCUCGCCGUCGCCGCCGCCGCCGUCCACCACCUGCCACCGGCCGCGUCGUUGCCGGCAAUGCCGAACCCAGCGUCGCUCGAGCCGUCGCUGCUCUUCCCGUCGUCGUCCGGCGCGUCCUCCCAGCCGGCGCAGCCCGGCCCCGGCGCCGCGUCGUCCACCAUCCCGGCGUUCCCGGAGCAGUCGGAGGCCGCCGCCGCCACCUCCGUCUGCCAGCUCGCCCCGUCCCCGCCCCUUCUCCCCGCCGUCCUCGCCUCCUGCAACGCCGGGGGCGGCGCGCUCCCGCCGCGGCUGCGUUGCUGCCCCGCGCUCGCCGCCUGGAUGUACGCCGCGUACGCGCCCACCGCGCUGCUGGCAGCGGCGGCAGGAGGAGGCGGAGGCGUGCCCGGCGCGGCGCACUCCACGGCGUCGGCGGCGGAGGCGGUGGCGGCGGUGGUGGACCUGCCGGUGCUUCCCGACGACGCGGAGGAGUGCGCCGGCGCGGCGGAGCGCGCUCUGCUCGCGGCGGGUGCGUCGCUGCCGCCGCCGCCGCCGCCGUCGCAGGUGGGCGCCAACGGGACGACGGCGGCGGCGGCGUGCGACGUGCCGUUCUGCUACUGCCGGGUGAGGCUGAGGCGGCCGGCGUGCGCGGCGCCGGCGGGGAGGGCGGCGAGGAGGCUGGAGAAGGCGUGCUCGCGGCCGGGGCUCGCCGGCUGCUCCAGGUGUCUCCGGGCGCUGAACCAGCUCAACGGAGGGAACGCCACGAAAGCGGCCAACGCGAGCCACGGCGGCGCGCAGGCGCAGCAGCAGCAGCAGCGCCAGCGCGACUGCCAGCUCAUGGGGCUGACGUGGCUGCUCCACCGGAACGCCACGCGGCACGGCGCCGCGGCCACGGCGGUGAUCCAGGCGCUCAUGGCCGCCGACGACGCCACCGGCCGGCCCGCCCCUUGCUCGCUCCCCUCCGACGACCUGCCGGUCGCCGUCGCCUCGUCGGAGAUCAACGGCGCCGCCGCCUCCAAGCUCGCUGGCGGUGGACUGAAUAUCGGCCGCCUCCUCCUUCGUCACGCCGUCGUGCUGGCUGCUUUCGCCAUGAUCUUGUCGUCGCAGUACUGCUUCUGAAUGAUCAUCGGUAAAAUUUGCUAGUUAGUUAAUGUCUGUGUGAGAUUGAUGUCGAUCGUUUUUUUUUCUUUAGUUAGUUCUUCAAAGAGUAGGGAUUGCAUUUCGUUAAUGUAAUUAUGUGCUGUCCUGGAUCCAGCUAGCUAGCAAAUCUGAUUAUCUGAGAGUGAGCACUGAGCAGUAGCAUGAAUAUCAAUGAAUCAGUUGUACGGAAAUUUUAGCACUAA